CUUCCAAUCCGUCAUCUACUGUGAUACUGUAUCGCUUUCUUACCCCUGAGGAGGCGCUUUGAUAUGUCGUAUUUUCACCCGAAUCGUGCACUCCUGAACCCAAAGUUUGAGGGUUACAAGCUGUCGCCGCUAGACCAGGAGCAAGUCGUAUCUCACCAUGCCCUUCAGUAUAAGCCUUCGCAGACAAACGUUUCUGGCCGCUCUCAUGUUACAUUCCAAGAAGUGCAGAGCAGGAUAUCACACAACCAUUUAGCAGUGUCCUCACAAAACGGACGCUUGAUUUACUUUGAUGAAGAACAGAGAGUCAUCUCUGUUGGCCUAGACAAGGCGGCUCUCGAACCUUCGUUUGAGACGCUAUAUGAACUACCGAAGCAGGUUCUCUCCCCUGAUGUCGCCUCCCCACAACGCGAGUACCCCUCAGCCGCCUUUCUCGAUACAACAUCACUCUUUGUGUCCGACGGACAUGGGUAUCUGUAUGCUCUGCAGCUGUCCGACGGGGGCCCAGCACUCCUCCAGGGUGUCUACGAGCUGAAGAUUCCGCCCGCUUAUGGCUCUUCGGAGGGUACUGUACCUUUCCGAGUACACCAGGCAGUGAUUGUCGACCCACAGACGGCACUGGUUAUCCUCUCAGCAAAGCACUAUACAGGCGGUACAGUCUCUGCAGAGUCUAACGGCUCAACGGAGAAGCAUUCCAGACAUACCGUGGAGUUCGAUAUCUGGGCAGCACGUUUCCCCCUACCGCUGCCGCCCGCACAGGAGCGACCCUUAGCGUUGGAUGUCCUAUGGCAUAGGCGCGGAGCUGAUGUUCCUGCGUACACAGCAUAUGAUGCUACACGCCAACUCUUUAAGCUCGUCGGCAGUUCGGCGUACCAUUCAAUCAACGCGUCGCCCGCUCCCAGCUACGAACCCUCAGCAGACGAGCUGGCGCCCAUCCCUCGCGCCGGUGAGAAUGUCGACAGUUCCCAGCCACCAAAGCCUCCACCAUAUUCCUGGACCCAGACGUCAGAUUCAGUGACCGUAGCGAUCCCGCUGCCGUCCUCAACCCGCACAGAGGACAUAAAAAUCGCGUUCACACCCCGGGCGCUCACCAUGCUCGUCCGCCCAGACCCCACCACGGAGACCGAAACAGGACCCGGGCGGCCCCCGCGUUUCGACAUGAGGACGCUCUGGGAUGGCAUCCAGCCGAGUACUAGCAUGUGGACAUGGGACCGUGCGGCGGAGCGCAGGUUCGGUAUCCUCACGCUGCACCUCGACAAGGCGCACGAGGGCACGCGUUGGUCGCAGGUUUUUGCUGCGGCCCCCGUCCGCGCGUCCUCGGAGGCGAGUGACGGUGCUGACGACAACGGGGAGAUUCCUGAGACGCUCGACCCGUCCGAACUCUGGGCGAUCCGUGAGGCGUUGGAGAAGUAUACCGCGGCGCUACGCGAUGGUCAGGACACCAGCGGCCUCGGCCUAGGCAAUGGCGUGCCUAGCCUGGCGAAGGACGAGGUCGACGACGAGCUGGACGCAAACGUUGGACGCACAGUGUGUGUCACCUGGGUCGGCGCACAUGGCUCGCAGCUGCCGAACACACAAAUCGGUGACGCCCCCAUCCACUUGCUGUCGACACCCCUCCCCGGGACCAGUCCCAUGCAGCCUCCAUCACUGGUUGUGAAGAACGGUCUGGACGGCGUGUUAUAUUCCUUGGACGAAGCGAAGGGACCAGAAGAUCAACCUACAUGGAAACACACCUCGACGUAUUCCGCACUCUCGUUCGUACUUGCAUCAAAACAAGACGCGCGCUUCACGCACCAUGUGUCCUCUACUGCGGUCCUCGCCUUUGAAAGUGGCUCCAAAGACCUCAACGGCAAUGUGUAUAUCUACCGUGGCGCUUCACCAAAGGAUAAGUGGGCAAAACAGGCUAUCAUCCAGGUUGGUGGCAGAACCGCCGGACCUCUACUCGGUGUCGCUGCGAUCAGGGUUGAAGACGAAAAGAUCGUCAUUGCGUGUUUGUGUGAAGACGAGUUGGUUAUACUGCGUGAUGUAUUGUAGGCUAUACAAGACACCACUGUUCUAUAUCAAGCUCGCAGACAUCGUAGUGUUACGAAGAAAAGCGAACCCAGACGCGAAACUACGGAAGACAUUCAUUAACUGGUACCAGUAGUGACUAGCAGCUGGGGAUGAAUACACUGGUAUGGAUAUGGAC
This is a messenger RNA of Postia placenta MAD-698-R-SB12, 2185 nucleotides long. RefSeq lists its product as hypothetical. The record is from RefSeq and is a predicted model, not a curated record. The coding region runs from base 64 to 2031 and encodes 655 amino acids. NCBI's taxonomy places the organism in Eukaryota, Fungi, Basidiomycota, Agaricomycetes, Polyporales, Adustoporiaceae. The transcript is spliced from 2 exons.